This is a messenger RNA of Purpureocillium takamizusanense, 1119 nucleotides long. RefSeq lists its product as uncharacterized. Bases 155 to 982 code for a protein of 275 amino acids. Lineage: Eukaryota; Fungi; Ascomycota; Sordariomycetes; Hypocreales; Ophiocordycipitaceae. The record is from RefSeq and is a predicted model, not a curated record. Gene Ontology annotation, cellular component: membrane. The transcript has a single exon.
GCCAGCGCGCAUCCUUAUUUAUGUGAAGUGUUAAACGCAAGUUAUACGACCGCCGCGCCCCUACACAGUCCACGAACCGUGAUUUUAUACCACCAACGCGGACGUUAUAUUUCCCACCAUAUACAUACAUAUAUAAUAUACGAAACACGACGACAUGCCCGACACGCAGCACCCCCUCGACUUCACCUGCGCCCUCGUCACCGGCGGCGGCGGCGGCAUCGGCAAGGCCAUCGCGCAUUGGCUCGUCUCGCGCGGCAAAAAGGUGCUCCUCGCCGGCCGCACCGAGUCCAACCUGCGCGCCGCCGCCAAGGAGGUCGGCGCCGCGGGCUACUACGUGCUCGACACGGGCAGGACCGACGACAUGCCGCUGUUCGUGGAGCACUUGACGUCGGAGCACCCGGACCUCGACUGCCUCGUCAACAACGCGGGCGUGCAGCGGCCCCUGGAUGUGGCCAACGACGAUGUGAGCGACUUCCUCGCGCGUGCGGAUAACGAAAUCAACAUCAAUAUCCGCGGGCCGCUGCACCUGGCCAUGCUGCUGCUGCCGCACCUGCGCAACAAGAACAAGAAGAAUAACGGCGGCGGAACGGCCACCAUUGUCAACGUCUCGAGCGUGCUGGGCUUCGUGCCCUUUUCCAUCAUCAACCCCGUGUACAACGGCACCAAGGCGUGGCUGCACUUUUGGAGCAUGAACCUGCGCACGCAGCUCGCCCAGGCGGAGGGAGCCGCUGCCCCAGGCCAGCUGCGCCGCGUGCGCGUCGUGGAGAUUGCGCCGCCCAUGGUGGCGACGGACCUGCACCGCGAGCGCGAGGACCCCGACGACAACAAGAAGCACAAGAACGACAACACGCUGGCGGUGGAAGAGUUCAUGGACGAGGUGGCGCGCAAGUGGGAGGCGGGCGAGGAGAUGAUCACGGCGGGGCCGGGCAACGCCAUUGUUGGCAAGUGGUAUGAUGCGAUUGGGAAGCGGUACCCUGGUUGAGGGGCUGCGAUUGAUGGGGGUGGGAAAGGGCAUUUCUGGAAAGAAAGAAAAGAGGCUGGUGGUGGCUGGCUGGUGCUUCAUGUGCUCGGAUGAUGCCUGGUCGUGAUGUCUCUGUGCUACUUGGCGGCGGGUGGUGG